This is a messenger RNA of Lolium rigidum, 2209 nucleotides long. Its product is annotated as protein FAR1-RELATED SEQUENCE 5-like. Gene Ontology annotation, molecular function: zinc ion binding. The coding region runs from base 158 to 2209 and encodes 683 amino acids. NCBI's taxonomy places the organism in Eukaryota, Viridiplantae, Streptophyta, Magnoliopsida, Poales, Poaceae. The transcript has 7 exons. The record is from RefSeq and is a predicted model, not a curated record.
CCACUGUCCUGUUCUCUUCUUCCUGUGCGGCCGCCGGUCCGAUUUGUGCGCGGCGGCGGAGCAGCUCCUGUGCUUCCAUCCUCUCUCCGGCGGCCGCUGACUGAUCCUACUGUGCGUAUUCUUCUUCGUGGUCGCCGGUGGGAAAUAGCGCGCACUGAUGGAUUUCCCAUUGGAUCCGGUCAGCAGCCUCCCAAUUUAUGGGGCGUUCCCGGCUGAGGCGGCGGUGGAGAUUUUGCAAGGAGGGGACUCGGUCAGUAGCAACGCGGGUCCGGCGCCGGCGGCGGGGGCAACCGUGCUUGGGGACAUCGUGGAUGCGACCAGCGUCGGCGAUUUUGCAAGCGGACUUGGUGGCGUGGAUGGACCAGUCGCUGCAGAUUCAGCGGAAUCUACAGAGCAUGACAAUCCUCAGUCGUCUGGAUGGAAGAAGAGGGUCCGUGUUGGGCGUGCACCACCUGACCGAACUCACUGCGCAGAGAGGCAGAGCGCACUGGAGAAAUCAGUCCGGUGUUUCGCGGAAAAACUGGGAGACAAAGUCAUUGAUCCGUGCUUGGGUACAACCUUCGACUCGAUUGGGGAGGCGUACGAUUUUUACAAUCUGUACUCCUGGGAACAUGGCUUCGGUAUCAGGUACGGCAAAAGCCGGUUGAACUCGGAGAAGACGAAAUGCAUGCAGGAGAUAGUAUGUGGUUGCUUGGGGGAACCAACAGGCGAAAAUACGAGGUCAUGUCGUUGUGAAUGCCCUGCGAUGAUUAGGUUGCUGAGGUCUGCCGACAACGGCUGGUAUAUCACUGAGCAUCGGGUCACUCACAACCAUGUGCUGACAGAGACGUGUGGCGAGACAGCGUUCUGGCCGUCUCACAGGCACAUAGAUAUGUUCACCAAGGACCUGGUGAAACAGCUUAGGGAUAACAACAUAAAUAUUGGAAAGGUGUAUAGCAUCAUUGGGAGCUUUUUUGGCAGUGUUGACAACCUGCCCUUCACGAAGCGGUCGCUGAGGAAUUUGUGUGGGCAGAUUAGCCGGGAAGAGGCAGAUGAUGAUGUGAGGAAGACAAUAGAGGUUUUCGAUCAAAUUGGUGCAAAGGACCCAGAUUUUGUGUUCCGAGUACAGGCUGAUGCAGAAACAAGGAUCAAAAACCUCAUGUGGACAACGGGGGCAGGGAGGUUGCAGUACAAGUAUUUUGGCGAUGUGGUAACCUUUGACACAACGUACAAGACAAACUUGUACGACAUGCCUUUCGACCAGUGCCAGGCAAUGGAAGUGGCCAUAAAGAAAGUACUGCCAGGGACGUGUCACCGUUGUUGCAAAUGGCAUGUGCUGAAGAAGGCAAAGGAGUCGCUUGGGCCAAUGUUUACAAGGCGGCAUUCGUUCCGUGCUGAAUUCCACAAGGUAGUAAAUCACAUGCUCACAGUCGAUGAAUUUGAGAUUGCAUGGGACUUACUUCUUGAGAAGUACCAUCUGAGAGGGCAUGCUUACAUGACGCAAUUGUAUGAGGUUCGGGAGAAAUGGGCAAAGCCUUAUUUCAAGGGUAUUUUCUGUGCGAAGAUGACCAGCACGCAGAGGAGUGAGAGUGCAAAUAGCAUGCUGAAGAAAUAUGUGCCGAAGGGGUGUUCGAUGCACAUGUUUGUGCGGCAGUACAUGAGACUGGUGUAUGACAGGGAAUCGGAAGAAAACUAUCAAGAGAAACGUACGAAAGUUAGUGGUGCGGUCGUGCGGUACAACUUCACAAUAGAGAGACAUGCUAGUAAGAUUUACACGAUGGCAAUGUUUGAACAAUUUGGCAAGAUGAUAUAUGAAGCAUGCGCUUACAGAGUUGACGAAGUGGAGAAGAACAGGCUGUACAGGACAACCCACACAGAUGCCGCACGGCGGGAGAAGUGGAGCAAGGUUGUGUUCGCCGUGAAGAUUAUAGGUGAUGGGGCAGAGUUCGAGUGCGAGUGCGGCAUGUAUGCGCACAUGGGGAUGCUGUGUGGGCAUGCUCUGAAGGUCAUGGAUUAUGUGGGGGUAACAGAAAUACCUGAGAAACAUAUAAUGAAGAGAUGGACCAGGGACGCGAGGGAUGUGCUGCCUGAGCAUCUCCGUCAUUACCAGCGUGACCAGGCUGCAGGAAGGAAUUUCACCAAGCGGCAUUCCACUCUGUCAGGCUUGGGGAUACCAGCGCUGCAGCGUUUGAGAAGCUGGUGGGAUUAUUCAGAGACAACCUUGCUGUGA